GAGCAUGCACUGCAAUGCAAACAUAUAAUCUAAAUGGGUGCCACAGCAGUAGCUACUAAGCCUCAUGCUGUUUGUAUUCCAGUGCCAGCUCAAAGCCAUAUAAAGGCAAUGCUUAAAUUUUCAAAGCUACUCCACCAUAGAGGCUUUCAUAUUACAUUUGUCAACUCGGAGUUCAACCACAAACGCUUUCUAAAAUCCUCGGGCCCCAACUCCCUUGAUGGCUUGCCUGAUUUCCAAUUCAAAGCCAUCCCAGACGGCCUUCCAGAUUCAGAUGCAGAUACCACCCAAGAUGUCCCAUUGCUUUGUGAUUCAAUCAGAAAACAAAAUUUCUUGGCUCCCUUCCGUGAACUACUCAUGAAACUCAACGGUGAUGCCAUAUCAACAUCCACUAAUCCUCCAGUAACUUGCAUAGUUUCAGAUGGUUUCAUGUCGCCGUUCACAAUCACAGCCGCUGAAGAGAUUGAAGUCCCUAUAGUGCUGUUCUACACUAUUGCUGCAUGCAGCUUUAUGGGCUGUAUACAAUUUCGUGCUUUGGUUGAAAAGGGACUUGCACCACUCAAAGAUGAUAUCAGUUUGACAAAUGGCUAUUUGGAAAAGGUUAUAGAUUGGAUUCCAGGAAUGAAAGAUAUCCGUUUAAAGGAGCUCCCAACCUUUUUUCGAACUUCAGAUCCUGACGACAUCAUGUUUAACUUCAUAAUGGAAUCAACCGAUAGAGCUCAUAAAGCUUCUGCAGUUGUUCUUCAUACUUUUGAUACCUUGGAGCCAGAUGUUUUGGGGGCUCUCUCAUCUAUGCUUCCACUUGUUUAUCCAAUUGGCCCUCUUCAAUUACAUCUCAAUCAAAUACCAGAACACCCCUUGAAUAUUGGAUAUAGUCUAUGGAAAGAAGAAACAGAAUGCCUCGACUGGCUAAACACUAAGGCGCCAAAUUCAGUUGUGUAUGUGAAUUUUGGCAGUAUAACAGUUACGACACCUGAACAUCUUGUCGAGUUUGGCUGGGGACUUGCAAACAGCAAGGUUCCCUUCUUUUGGGUAAUUAGACCUGAUUUGGUUAUUGGCCAAUCAGCGCUUUUGCCGGCUGAGUUUUUGGCUGAAACAAAAGAAAGAAGUCUCAUUGCGAGUUGGUGCCCACAAGAGCAAGUCCUGAACCACCCAUCAGUGGGAGGAUUUUUAACACACAGCGGUUGGAAUUCAACCAUGGAGAGCCUCACUGCAGGAGUGCCUAUGCUCUGUUGGCCAUUCUUUGGCGACCAGCAGAUGGACUGCCGCUAUAGUUGCAAUGAAUGGGGCAUUGGCAUGGAGAUUAGUAAUGAUGUGAAGAGGGAUGAGGUAGAGAAGCUUGUCAACGAGUUAAUCGAGGGAGAGAAAGGUAAGAAAAUGAAAAAUAAGGUCCUGAUGUGGAAGAAGCUUGCAGAAGAAGCUACUGAACCACAUGGUUCUUCAUCCAAAAACUUAAACAUGUUAGUGAAUCAAGUGCUACUAAGAAAAAUCUAGACGUCAUCCGUAAGAAUAUUUCUGGUCAUGUAUUUCUUCCUUUAGCUCUAGCGAUGUUUUGUUAUUGUUAUUCAUCGCCUCAAAUAAUAAUCGGCUAUAGCUAUAUAAACGGUAGGGUGGUGCUAUCCACGCAACCCCUUUUACUUUGCA
Molecule: messenger RNA, 1641 nt
Organism: Malus domestica (apple)
Lineage: Eukaryota; Viridiplantae; Streptophyta; Magnoliopsida; Rosales; Rosaceae
Product: 7-deoxyloganetin glucosyltransferase-like
Molecular function (GO): quercetin 7-O-glucosyltransferase activity; quercetin 3-O-glucosyltransferase activity
Source: RefSeq, a predicted model, not a curated record